AAAGAGAGGAAGGAGGGUGGAAGAGGGGAAGAGAGAGAAAGAGAGAGAGUGGAAAAGAAAAAGAAAAAGAGAGCGAGGGAAAGAGGAAAAGAGAAGGAGAGAAGAAAAGAGAGAGUGAGAGAAAGAGGGAGAAAGGGAAAAAAGAAAGAGAGAAGAAAAAGAAGAGAGAGAGAAAAACAAAAAAAGAAAGAGUGAGGGAAAAAGGAAAAAAAGAGAGGGAGAGGAAGAAUAAAAGUGAGAAGAGAAGAAAAGAAAAGAAAAAAGAAGAAAAGAGAAAAGAAGAGAAAAGAAAAGAAAAGAAGAGAAGAGAAGAGAAAAGAUAA
Racocetra persica is the source of this 323-nucleotide messenger RNA. Lineage: Eukaryota; Fungi; Glomeromycota; Glomeromycetes; Diversisporales; Gigasporaceae. The record is from the annotation of a GenBank genome assembly.